AUGUGUUUCAGACAACUUGAUCACCAUGGCAUCUGGCUUAUGCCUGCAUCUCAGAUUGUCUCUCCGUUAUUGGGAGCUGGAAGGGAAAGGACCACAGGCGGUCUGUACUCCCACGACCAAUCAUCUGCAGUGCUGGGAACGGAUGUCCCCAUGAACCCCGGUGCCUCCUUGUCUACUUUCACGGCAGUGUCCUUUCCUCCACCCAUUCCUGGCGCCCAGCACCGGCCCCCCUGGGAGCAGCACCUGCCACCUCUCAUCGCCCCCGCAUUCCCUCCUGGCAGCGGCCUGCUGCUGCCGGCUUUCCCCAGGAUGCCUUUGGUGGCUAACGGUGGCUGUGGCCCCCGUGCCCCUGGGGCUUGCAACUUCACUGUCCGAGUCAGGUCACAAGGGAGGCCAGUGCAGGCCCCCCAGACUCCGACGUUUAUCGUUCCUCAGGGCCCCCUCAACUGGAGCGCUCCAGGGGCCCUCAGCGGGAGUGCUGCAUGUCCUGCACCCAUAUUCUUAGCCACCCCUGCGAUGGAGACCAUUGUGACUGCUCCAGCUGUUGGAGUUACUCAGGCUGGCAGGGGAGGCUGGACCCCAGGCUUUCCUCCUCAAGCUCCACCACCAGCUGCCCAGAUGGCCCCUAACAUUCGCCCGGUGAACUCUGGGCCAUGGCCACACGGCACUUCCAGGGAGGGCAGCCUGGACACCAACCAGCCCUACGCCUCGCAGGAGGACUGCUCGAACCACCAGAGCGUGUACAGUAACUUCCGACGGUGGCAGCGCCUCAAGCCACUGGCCCGGAGACACCUUCCCCAGAGUCCUGAUGCGGAAGCUCUUUCCUGCUUUCUCAUCCCAGCGCUUCGAUCCCUGGCCCACCUGAAGCCGACCAUGAAGCUGGAGGAGGGACUGUGCAGGGCCGUGCAGGAAUGGCAGCACAUUAGCAACUCUGACCGGAUGAUCUACUACGAGAUGGCGCAAAAGUGA
Mesoplodon densirostris (Blainville's beaked whale) is the source of this 969-nucleotide messenger RNA. RefSeq names its product NUT family member 2G-like. NCBI's taxonomy places the organism in Eukaryota, Metazoa, Chordata, Mammalia, Artiodactyla, Ziphiidae. The transcript has 3 exons. The coding region runs from base 1 to 969 and encodes 322 amino acids. The record is from RefSeq and is a predicted model, not a curated record.